Messenger RNA from Xenopus laevis (African clawed frog), 1108 nucleotides. RefSeq names its product serine/threonine-protein kinase PRP4 homolog. The coding region runs from base 481 to 1014 and encodes 177 amino acids. NCBI's taxonomy places the organism in Eukaryota, Metazoa, Chordata, Amphibia, Anura, Pipidae. The transcript is spliced from 3 exons. The record is from RefSeq and is a predicted model, not a curated record.
CGUCAGUGUUCUUUGAUAAACAUGACAAGAAGCUUUGCCCCAAAGUUUGCUGCCAGGAGGAGAGAUUAACAUGGAGGUGACGAAGAAGAGGAGUCGGAAUUCGGAGGAGGAAGGACAAGGCAAGAAAAGGAGAUGGAGUGAUGGAGAUUUAGAAGAGAAGAAGAAAAGCCUGGUGAAAAAGAAAACCAGUGAAGAUGGGGGCAGUAAAAGGAGAAGGAGAGAAAGGGAGCUGGAAGAGAAGAAGAAAAGCCCUAAAGAAAGGAAGACCAGUGGAGAUAGGAGCAAUAACAGAAGGGGUGAUGGUGAUUUGGAAGACAAGAAGAAAAGCCUGGUGAAAAAGAAGACCAGUGAAGAUGGGGGCAGGAGAAUGAGUGAAGGACAGAUAGAAGAGAGGAAAAGCUCCAUACAAAGGAAGAACUGUGAGAUUGGAGCAAUAAUAGAAGGAGUGAAGGUGAGUUAGAAGAUCAGAAGAAAAGUCAAAUGAAAAAGAUCAGUGUAGAUGGGGGCAGUAAAAGGAGAAGGAGUGAAGGACAGGUAAAAGAAACGGAGAAAAGCCCCAUGGAAAGGAAGACCAGUGAAGAUGGGAGAAAUAAAAGGAGAAGGAGUGGAGAUGAGUUGGAAGAAAAGAAGAAACACCCCAUGGAAAAGAAGACCCGUCAAGAUGGGAGCAAUAAAAGCAGAAGGAGUAAAUUAAAAGACAAGGAGAAAAGCCCCAUAGAGAAGAGUGAAAAGUUACAGUUAGAAGAAAAGAAAAGUCAGUUGGAAAAGACCAGUAAAGGAUUGAAUAAGGAUCAAAAAUCAAGAAGUCCAGAGGAUCCCUUAGAAGGUGGAAGCGCAGCGAAGAAACUCUGUGUGGAUAUCAGCAGACCUGUCCCCCUGGAUAUUAAGAACUACAGGUUUUAUUCAGAGCUGGGAAAAGGAGGCUUUGGCCGGGUAAGUGAAAGGCUUCCCAGGAAUUCUCUUAGUAUAAAUCAUAGGGAAGCAGAAAACAUAGGCGAGAAUAAAGUAGUUUAGUAUUAUUACUCAUUGUUUUGUAAAUACAGUUCUAAGAAUAUCAUUAUAAAGUGGUGAUAUAGAACGGUGACAUUUAUGUUGGGGAAGGAAUCAC